AUGAGUUUUGUAACCAAAAUCAAGAACUAAGCACAAGAAAAAUACAAUCAAAUUAUGAAAAAGAAGAAUGAAUAAUAUCAAGAAAUGAAUGAAGAAAACAGAGGUCAGGAAAAUAAAUAGCAAGAAAAUAAAAUGGAUCAAGAAAAAGUAAUUGAUGAAUAGCCAAAAAACGAUGACUCUGCUCCUAACAAACCUGAAGAAAAGCCUAGACAAGGAACCAUUUCAUAUAUCAAGACAAAUCUAACUGCUGCAGGUGACUACCUAAGUAAUAAGGUAGUUGAGGCCUAGAAGACUGUUACACUUCAAUUACAAAAGGUGGAUAUAAGUGUGAAGUAGGCUAUAUUGAAAUAAAAAUAAAGCUUCAACAAAUGGAUAGCCCUUAAAAUAGAUCAAAGAAUCUCGAGAUCUCUCAAAUAAAUGGAAACCAAAAUCUCACUCAGUGUUUAAAAGGCUGUUCCCAGUUCAUGUUGCUUUGAUUUUGUCAAUGAUGCAGUUCUAAGUCUAUGGACGGAUGCAAGCAAUCUGAUACGUUUCGAAUUAAGAGUUAGCAUCGACGAGCCCAUAAUAACAUUAUCUAAAAGGCCAGACAAAAUCAGAUGGUUAAAGCCCUGGUAUCGAUUAAGGAAUUGGAUAUUGUAUUCCUUAUACCCAUUUGAUGUCGAGCCUGGAAAACAGUUAAGAUCUCCUUCCUUUCUAUUUAUCAAGCUUUUAUAAGUGAUACCCUUCUAUGGAAUCCAAGUCUUCACUUUCCUUAUAAUUUUCUUGGCUAUCGACAAGACUGAAGAGUAUUAAGUCGUAAAUUAUAUUUUGGAUUACAAAAACAUUCAAUUUUUUACUGCAGGUGUUCUAAAUGCGCUUAUUGGAUUUUUUAGUUACUUCUAUUGUGCAACUCUCAAACCAGCUCACGAUUUCAUCAAUGAAAAAGAUCAAGGACUCAAGUUGAAUUACUGUUUUUCUCAUGGUCCAGGUGCUGAAAGUCACUUAAUUUUAUCAUAGAUCAGUUAUUUUACCUAGGUAAUUUUGAUUUGGUGUGCAUUUGCAGUGUUGCAUAAAACAAAAUCAAGGGCAGAUUUCAUAAGUAAUGAAAUCAAAAGAUAAGAAUCCAUAAAGAGAGGUGGAAGAUUAACUGGGUUUAUGAUAUAUGAUUUAAUCUGCUUUGUGGGGACAUGUUCAUUGACUGGAUAUAUCUAUUACAAUUACUAUUAUAAGAAGGAGGAUACAUUCUAUAUGUUGCCAUAUGUCGGUAAUUUGAUAUACUUUUCGCACUUGAUGUAUGGAUUUUUGAGUCUGCCUUUUGUGAUAUUUGUGGUUCCAUUUUUUGUUAGGAUGUUCACUAGUGCCAUUCCAACUGCUUAUGAUUAAUAUGGGAAUGUGGUACCAUGCAUUAAUUAGAUGAAAUUGAAUUAUGAAGAGUUACCACUGGAAUAAUAGGAUGAGAUCGAUAUUGAGGAGGCAUUGGAGAAUUGA
Messenger RNA from Paramecium tetraurelia, 1467 nucleotides. RefSeq lists its product as uncharacterized. The transcript is spliced from 3 exons. The record is from RefSeq and is a predicted model, not a curated record. Lineage: Eukaryota; Ciliophora; Oligohymenophorea; Peniculida; Parameciidae.